GCGAGAGUGGGUUUGUUCUUGGGCUGCAGCCGCUGCUGCCACCUCUUACAGCGCCGUUGCUGCGGGGGAUUGUGGGAGCUUCAGCGUCCCGCUCGCUUGGAGAGAGGUACCUCUCCUCUUCCCUCUCCCUCUCCUUAAGAGUUGUCUGCUGGUUCUCAGCUUGAAGAAGAUUCUACAGUCCUUAUUGAUCCUUUUUCUUGGCGUUACCAUUUUUUGAAGCAAAGUUAACCUAGUUUUCUAGUUUGAGCUUUCUUUUUGGCCAUCUUCUAAAAAAAUUUUUUUUAAUCUAUAAACUAGACAAGAGAUAGUUCUACAAUGUCCAAGUCAUUCCAGCAGUCAUCUCUCGGUAGGGACUCGCAGGGUCAUGGGCGUGACCUGUCUGCAGCAGGAAUAGGCCUUCUUGCUGCUGCUACCCAGUCUUUAAGUAUGCCAGCAUCUCUUGGAAGGAUGAACCAGGGUACUGCACGCCUUGCUAGUUUAAUGAAUCUUGGAAUGAGUUCUUCAUUGAAUCAACAAGGAGCUCAUAGUGCACUGUCUUCUGCUAGUACUUCUUCCCAUAAUUUGCAGUCUAUAUUUAACAUUGGAAGUAGAGGUCCACUCCCUUUGUCUUCUCAACACCGUGGAGAUGCAGACCAGGCCAGUAACAUUUUGGCCAGCUUUGGUCUGUCUGCUAGAGACUUAGAUGAACUGAGUCGUUAUCCAGAGGACAAGAUUACUCCUGAGAACUUGCCCCAAAUCCUUCUACAGCUUAAAAGAAGGAGAACUGAAGAAGGCCCUACAUUGAGUUAUGGUAGAGAUGGCAGAUCUGCUACACGGGAGCCACCAUACAGAGUACCUAGGGACGAUUGGGAAGAAAAGAGGCACUUUAGAAGAGAUAGUUUUGAUGAUCGUGGUCCUAGUCUCAACCCAGUGCUUGAUUAUGACCAUGGAAGUCGUUCUCAAGAAUCUGGUUAUUAUGACAGAAUGGAUUAUGAAGAUGACAGAUUAAGAGAUGGAGAAAGGUGUAGGGAUGAUUCUUUUUUUGGUGAGACCUCGCAUAACUAUCAUAAAUUUGACAGUGAGUAUGAGAGAAUGGGACGUGGUCCUGGCCCCUUACAAGAGAGAUCUCUCUUUGAGAAAAAGAGGGGCGCUCCUCCAAGUAGCAAUAUUGAAGACUUCCAUGGACUCUUACCGAAGGGUUAUCCCCAUCUGUGCUCUAUAUGUGAUUUGCCAGUUCAUUCUAAUAAGGAGUGGAGUCAACAUAUCAAUGGAGCAAGUCACAGUCGUCGAUGCCAGCUUCUUCUUGAAAUCUACCCAGAAUGGAAUCCUGACAAUGAUACAGGACACACAAUGGGUGAUCCAUUCAUGUUGCAGCAAUCUACAAACCCAGCACCAGGAAUUCUGGGACCUCCGCCUCCCUCAUUUCAUCUUGGGGGACCAGCAGUUGGACCAAGAGGAAAUCUGGGUGCUGGAAAUGGAAACCUGCAAGGACCAAGACACAUGCAAAAGGGCAGAGUGGAAACUAGCCGAGUUGUUCACAUCAUGGAUUUCCAGCGAGGGAAAAACUUGAGAUAUCAACUAUUACAGCUGGUGGAACCAUUUGGAGUUAUUUCAAAUCAUCUGAUUCUAAAUAAAAUUAAUGAGGCAUUUAUUGAAAUGGCAACCACAGAAGAUGCUCAGGCUGCAGUGGAUUAUUAUACAACCACACCAGCAUUAGUAUUUGGCAAGCCAGUGAGAGUUCAUUUAUCCCAGAAGUAUAAAAGAAUAAAGAAACCUGAAGGGAAACCAGACCAGAAGUUUGAUCAAAAACAAGAGCUUGGACGUGUGAUACAUCUCAGCAAUUUACCUCAUUCUGGCUAUUCUGACAGUGCUGUCCUCAAGCUUGCUGAGCCUUAUGGGAAAAUUAAGAAUUAUAUACUGAUGAGGAUGAAAAGUCAGGCCUUUAUUGAGAUGGAGACCAGAGAAGAUGCAAUGGCAAUGGUUGACCACUGUUUGAAAAAGGCCCUUUGGUUUCAAGGGAGAUGUGUAAAAGUUGACCUGUCUGAAAAAUACAAAAAAUUGGUACUCAGGAUUCCCAACAGAGGCAUUGACUUACUGAAAAAAGAUAAGUCCCGGAAAAGAUCUUACUCUCCAGAUGGCAAAGAAUCUCCAAGUGAUAAGAAAUCCAAAACUGAUGGUUCCCAGAAGACUGAAAGUACAACCGAAGGUAAAGAACAAGAAGAGAAAUCAGGAGAAGAUGGUGAAAAAGAUACAAAGGAUGACCAGGCAGAACAAGAACCUAACAUGCUUCUUGAAUCUGAAGAUGAGCUACUUGUAGAUGAAGAAGAAGCAGCAGCACUGCUAGAAAGUGGCAGUUCAGUGGGAGAUGAGACAGAUCUUGCUAAUUUAGGAGAUGUGGCAUCUGAUGGGAAAAAGGAACCUUCAGACAAAGUUGUGAAAAAAGAUGCAAAUGCGAGUGCUUCAGCAACUGCGAAGAAAAAGCUUAAAAAGCGUCGUUUCCCAGGGAGUAUGGAAGGUUUUGUCACUCUAGAUGAGGUUGGUGAUGAGGAAGAUUCGGAACUUCAGAAACUUCGUAAAUCGGGCAUGGCAUUUAAAUCUGGUGACAAAAAUGAUGAUGGUUUGGUUGAAAUUAAGGUGGACAAGAUCGAGGAACUUGACCAAGAAAAUGAAGCAGCGUUGGAAAAUGGAAUUAAAAAUGAGGAAAAUACAGAACCAGGUGCUGAAUCUGCUGAGAAUGCUGAUGAUCCCAACAAAGAUACAAGUGAAAACGCAGAUGGCCAAAGUGAUGAAAACAAGGAGGACUAUACAAUCCCAGAUGAGUAUAGAAUUGGACCAUAUCAGCCCAAUGUUCCUGUUGGUAUAGACUAUGUGAUACCUAAAACAGGGUUUUACUGUAAGCUGUGUUCACUCUUUUAUACAAAUGAAGAAGUUGCAAAGAAUACUCAUUGCAGCAGCCUUCCUCAUUAUCAGAAAUUAAAGAAAUUUCUGAAUAAAUUGGCAGAAGAACGCAGGCAGAAGAAGGAAGCUUAAGAUGUGCAAGAAGCUUAAUGAUUUCAAAGAAAAUAAUGGUUCUUUGUUUUUAAAUGUUAACCUUUUUUAAAUACAAUACAGAUAGUUAGAAGAAAACUAUUGUACUCUUUUGUUAUAGUGGAAAAAUAAUAGACGUCUGUUCAUGUGUUAAGUGUUAUAGCAAAAAUACAUAUACGGUUAAGUUAAUGAAGAAUUGUUUUUGUUUUAUCAAAAUGGUAACAGACAGAAAUACUUGGUAGAGACUGACUUCAUAUGCUACUUAAGACACUUGCAUCACUAAGAAAGAUACGUAGAAACAUUCAGAGAAAUGAAAUUAGUAGUUCCAAGCUUCAAAGAAAUGUCAAAACUUUUGAUUCCAUUCAAUAAAGAACAAAACCAAUUGUAUUUUUAUUACUUUCAUCUGAAACAUUCCACAUUUUAAUCUGAGCCUUUCAGACUUUUCAUUUGCAGUUCGAAGCAUUUUUGGUUUUGUUUCAUUUUUUGAGAACGUCAUUAAUGUGAGAUUGGUAAUUAAAAUGCAGGUGCAGUUUUCUUUUAAUGUCAUGCUGUUUAGGUAAUAAGAAAUACUAAGUAAUUGGCUUUAGAUUUUGUAAUUUUUUCCCUAAGUUCCUGCUAGAUUUCGUAUUCUAGUAGUCAAUGUAUUUUUCAGUGAAAUGUAAAAAUAUUCCCAUUCUCUUUGACCAGUAUUAAUUUCUUGAGAUAUUGCUUGUCACUUGAAUCCUGUAGCUGUCAUACAUCUGGUAUAAGCACAUUUGAUUUUUGAAGUGUGUAGACCAUCUCUUCAUAUUUUCAAGAUGUAAUUUUACAUUUCUGCAUUUUAAAAACAGUUUGGCCAUAAUCUUAGACGCACGCUUCUAAUUCAUAUACUGCAUAUGUGACCUUUGUGAACAGAAAUUUGCAUGUAUAAUCUGUGUUUACUUGUAACUUUCUGGUUAUAUACGGCUUAUAUCUGUGGAUUCAAGUUUCUGAAGUGAGUACCAAUAAAAAAAAAAAAACCUAGGCCAUGUUCAUUGGUUAUACAUGUUUGAAAUGUUAACCAA
Balaenoptera musculus (blue whale) is the source of this 4049-nucleotide messenger RNA. It is a transcript of the gene MATR3, whose product is annotated as matrin 3. Bases 316 to 3009 code for a protein of 897 amino acids. The record is from RefSeq and is a predicted model, not a curated record. Gene Ontology annotation, cellular component: nucleus. NCBI's taxonomy places the organism in Eukaryota, Metazoa, Chordata, Mammalia, Artiodactyla, Balaenopteridae. Gene Ontology annotation, molecular function: zinc ion binding; RNA binding. The transcript has 15 exons.